GGGCGCUGUAAAUUAACAUGGCGAAAGUUGCAAGUCAAAAUUUCGGACAAACAAUGGGUGAUUCGACAAGACCCGAUUGGCUAUCGGCUGAACAUCUUACAGGGACAUCUAUCAUGGCUGUGGAGUUUGCUGAUGGUGUUAUUAUUGGAGCUGACUCCAGGACCACAACAGGGUCAUAUAUUGCCAACCGUGUCACAGACAAGCUGACAAAGGUGACAGAUACAAUCUAUUGCUGUAGGUCAGGGUCUGCUGCAGAUACACAAGCCAUUGCUGACAUUGUUUCAUAUCAUCUAAACUUUCACAAAAUGGAGCUUGGUGAAGAGCCCCUUGUAAAGACUGCAGCCACUACAUUUAAAGAACUCUGCUACAGUUAUAGAGACAGUCUCAGUGCAGGUAUUAUAUGUGCUGGCUGGGAUAAAAAGCUAGGAGGACAGGUCUAUUCCAUUCCUAUUGGCGGUAUGUUAGUGCGCCAACCAUUCUCCAUCGGAGGUUCAGGUAGUACAUACGUCUAUGGACAUGUGGACGCAACAUUCAAAGAGGGCAUGACAAGAGACGAAUGCAUCAAAUUUGUAUCAAAUACAUUGGCCUUGGCUAUGUUCCGUGAUGGGAGCAGUGGUGGCAUCAUACGAUUAGCAAUCAUCACAAAAGAUGGAGUAGAACGUCAAGUUAUCCUAGGAAAUGAACUACCAAAAUUCUUUGAAGGAUAAUAAAUAAAUGAGAUCUGGACUUAAUAGACUAUGAUUGUUAUGGUAGAGUUGUUCUGUUUCAGUGCUGAUAUAUUUAUGGCAAUCAGCUGGUUAGUAAAAGAUAUCAAUACCUGACCAACUGUAACACAUCAAAGAUACAACAAAACAGAAAAUGUGUUUGUCUGUUUUUACAGAAGUAGCUCACAUGUAAACAUCAUUAAUAAUAUAGACAUUGCCAAUAUGUGAACCGUUAUUGCAAACUAGCCUCAGUUCAUGUUGAGAAAGAGAUACAGACACUUACUGCAACAUUCUCUUAUUGUAGUUUCCAGAUAAAAUGUCCAAGCUGAGUUACAUCGCCUUUCCUUGUACAUUAAUCAUAUUUAUGGAAAUUCUUAGAUAACGGCAGACACAUUGUAUUAUAGAGAUAUUACUUGAAUCAAUAAAAAGAUAACAAUAAAAUUGAUGUGUUUAAUUUCUACAGGAUCAGAUUUAGAGUUGGGAAUAUAUAAUUUCACAGAUCUGAUUAUAAAUGGACAAUUGAAUGAAUGGAAAUCCAGGGACUUAGUUAGAUUAAACAGGAGGUUCACUCUCCAUGUUUCUAAUUUAUCAAGCAUAAUAUUAACUGAAAAAUGUUCCCAAUUCACCCCUAGUGCACUCUCGCGGAGUUCAUCAUCUGUUGUUUAACAUUUAUUUAAGCAUGUAUAAUCUGUCGUUAAUCAAGAUGAAACGGUACUAUUCUUUUGUGUUGAGGAAUGAAAUGUCAUUUGGUAAUUAGACGAAUCUCUUAUGACUGUAUGACUGAUACUCCAGGUAUCACUCAACAAUGAAGAAUUGUAAUUCACUUUGAGAGGUUGUGGUUACCGUUUGUUGACCUAUCUGUCUGAAUAUGUUACUGUCAAAUACAAUUUCCUUCCAAGACAUAGAUUGUUAUCUCUACUUCAGGGGUCCCCAGGCCAUAUAUCAUGAAUGCACAAUUGAAUCUUCUAAUAUGUCAUGCCCUUUGGAGAGUAUGUUAGCACACACUUAGUUAACUUAGAUGAUCUGCUUAAUCUAAGGCAUUGGAAAUAAAAAUUACAUAAACUGUUAUGUACCAGAGAACUUGGCAUUGGUUUUAUUCAAAUGGCUGGAAUAUUGACCAAUUAUCAGUUUCCUGAGUGUCAUAUAUGAUCAAUUAUCAGUUUGUAAGACUACAA
Messenger RNA from Owenia fusiformis, 1879 nucleotides. The record is from the annotation of a GenBank genome assembly. NCBI's taxonomy places the organism in Eukaryota, Metazoa, Annelida, Polychaeta, Sabellida, Oweniidae.